Messenger RNA from Talpa occidentalis (Iberian mole), 1310 nucleotides. Its product is annotated as RNA polymerase II subunit A C-terminal domain phosphatase SSU72-like. The record is from RefSeq and is a predicted model, not a curated record. The transcript has a single exon. Lineage: Eukaryota; Metazoa; Chordata; Mammalia; Eulipotyphla; Talpidae. Gene Ontology annotation, biological process: termination of RNA polymerase II transcription. Gene Ontology annotation, molecular function: RNA polymerase II CTD heptapeptide repeat phosphatase activity. Bases 69 to 707 code for a protein of 212 amino acids. Gene Ontology annotation, cellular component: mRNA cleavage and polyadenylation specificity factor complex; nucleus.
GGGGCACCGCGACUUCCGGGCGCCACUGUCGGACGCCACUAUCGCCAUCUUAGCCUUGUCGAAGCAACAUGGCUGACUUCAGGGGACCCAGAUUCCCGAGUCCCCGGGCCCUGGCCGCCGCCAUGCCGACCUGCCCGCUGCGGCUGGCCGUGGUGUGCUCCAGCAACCAGAACCGCAGCAUGGAGGCGCACAACAUCCUGAGCAAGCGGGGCUUCAACGUCCGCUCCUUCGGAACCGGCAGCCAUGUGAAGCUUCCCGGCCCGGCGCCUGACAAGCCGAACGUGUACGACUUCAAAACCACGUAUGACCAGAUGUACACGGAUCUCCUGCGCAAAGAUCGGGCUCUCUACACGCAGAACGGCAUUCUGCAUAUGCUGGACCGCAACAAGCGCAUCAAGCCUCGACCGGAGAGGUUCCAGAAUUGCAGGGAUCCAUUCGAUCUGAUCAUCACCUGUGAGGAGAGAGUGUACGACCUUGUGGUGGAAGACCUCAACUCCAGAGAGCAGGUGACCUUCCAGCCGGUGCACGUCAUCAACGUGGACAUCCCGGACAGCCUGGAAGAGGCGACCCUGGGAGCCUUCCUCAUCUCCGAGCUCUGCCAGUGCAUCCAGCUCAUGGAAGACAUGGAGAACGACAUCGACGAGGUGCUGCAGGAGUUCGAGGAGAAGAGCGGCAGGGAUUUCCUGCACACCGUCUGCUUCUACUGAGUGGCCCCGCCGGGCGCUCCCGCGCGCCAUCUUUGGAACCUCAUUGGCUUGAGACUGUUUCUUGCCCCUCCCCCCACCUGCUUGUUCUGUAGGUAGUGUGCUGGUGGACAGUGCUUUCACCCGAUGAGCUGUUUGCAUGUUGAUUAAGAUACUGCGAAACCCCAGACUGAAAAUUUUCUAUCCCGCUCGGUUAUAUUUUCCGUGUGAUGAACUGUUAAAAAAAAAAAAAAAAAAAAAAAGGACAGCUCCGAGAUGGAGUCUCUCAGAAAGGACACUGGGACUUAAAACCAAAUCUAACAGCAGUUUUACCACCGUGUCACCUGUUGCGGUUUCAAACUGCAGGACUGUCCGGACUGAGCGCUCAUGAAGUCAUCUGCAACAUGCCAUGUAUGCCGCGUUUGUGGUGCAUGUCUACUUCCGAAUUGGAUGUUGCGCAGUUGGUCAAUCUUAAUAAAGUUUUUACAUCUUCAAAAAUAACUUCCUUAAAUUUUUAUUUAAUGACAAAAAAAAAAACCCGACAAAAACUGGUUUAUUGGACAUCGCUUCCAUACCUGCGUGACUUUCCCUGUGUGUUCUUCCCCCGCCCCCCCUUACCGGGGACUG